CCAAAUGAGGCCUACCUUUCUUUUUUAUUAUUACAAUUAAUACAGUUAGCAUCUCCUGCUGUCUCGGUUUAGACAAGGGACGACCGCUCCAAGAUGGCCGCCGUGUUUCCUAUUGUUGUUCUGCGGUUCCUCCCGGACAGCAGAUGGUGGCGUCAUGAAACGACAGGAAGAGCAGGGGACAUUGGUUUAGAUCGGCGUGCGUUUUUGUGGAUCUACAGACUGAAAUGUGUUGCUCUAAUAACUCAGUAAUUCUCGGUGUCUGUUGUGAUUUGGUGUCUCAGGACUCAGUCGUGUAUCAGCGCGUCCUUCCGGAUCAUCCAAUCACAGCGCAGACCUCUCGGAGCUCGCGACCACUGCGCACGCUCAUCCCACAGUCCAAGUUAACGUAGAGACGGAACAUUUUUAACGUCAGAGAUGACGACUUCGUGGAGCGACCGUCUGCAGAACUGUGCUGAACUCCCGGCCAACAUGGACGGCAUUGCAAUGAAGAAGUAUCGGCGCGAAGCUCACCACAGCUUUCCGAGGGAUCUGGCUCAUCCUGCAAUGAGAGUGUUUGUCAAUCGAAGCUUGGCCAUGGAAAAAAUCAAAUGCUUUGGAUUUGACAUGGAUUAUACUCUUGCUGUGUAUAAAUCUCCAGAGUACGAGUCUCUGGGAUUUGACUUGACCGUUGAGCGUCUCGUUUCCAUCGGUUACCCUCAAGAGUUGCUCAACUUUGUCUACGAUCCCUCCUUCCCCACCAGAGGUCUGGUGUUUGACACCAUGUUUGGCAACCUGCUAAAAGUGGAUGCCUAUGGGAACAUUCUGGUGUGUGCACACGGGUUCAACUUCUUGAGGGGACCUGAGAUCAGAGAGAUGUAUCCCAACAAAUUCAUCCAGCGUGGAGAUACCGACCGCUUCUACAUCCUGAACACACUCUUUAACCUGCCAGAAACGUACCUCUUUGCUUGUUUGGUGGAUUUCUUCACUAACUGUCCCAGAUAUGCAAGUUGUGAGUCUGGCUUCAAAGAUGGCGACCUCUUCAUGUCAUACAAGAGCAUGUUCCAGGACGUGAGAGACGCUGUGGACUGGGUUCACUUCAAGGGAUCCUUGAAAGAGAAGACGGUUGAGAAUUUGGAGAAAUAUGUGGUAAAGGAUCCGAAGCUCCCUCUGCUUCUCAGCCGCAUGAACGAAGUGGCUAAAGUAUUUCUGGCCACCAACAGUGAUUAUAAAUACACUGAGAAAAUCAUGACCUACCUGUUUGACUUUUCUCAUGGACCGAAGCCGGGAACACCUCACCGGCCCUGGCAGUCCUACUUUGACCUGAUCCUGGUCGACGCCCGCAAGCCCGUGUUCUUUGGGGAAGGUACAGUUCUACGGCAAGUCGACACUACCACGGGUCGACUGAAGAUCGGCACAUACACCGGACCGCUCCAGCAUGGCAUUGUGUACUCUGGAGGAUCCUCAGACAUCGUUUGCGACUUGCUGGGUGCUAAAGGAAAGGACAUCCUCUACAUUGGAGACCACAUUUUUGGAGACAUUCUCAAGUCCAAGAAGCGCCAGGGCUGGAGAACAUUCCUGGUCAUACCUGAGCUGGCCCAGGAGCUUCAUGUGUGGACUGACAAGAGCGCCAUCUUUGAGGAACUUCAGUCGCUUGACUGCUUUCUCGCAGAUCUUUACAAGCAUUUGGACAGCAGUAGUAAUGAAAGACCUGAUAUCAGCUCACUCCAGAGGCGCAUCAAGAAAGUAACCCAUGACAUGGACAUGUGCUACGGCAUGAUGGGAAGUCUAUUUCGCAGUGGAUCCCGGCAGACACUGUUUGCCUCCCAGGUGAUGCGUUACGCUGACCUGUACGCGGCCUCUUUCAUCAACCUGCUCUACUACCCCUUCAGCUAUCUGUUCAGGGCUGCACAUGUACUGAUGCCUCACGAGUCGACAGUGGAGCACUCACACGUCAACCUGAUAGACACGGAGUCGCCGCUCGCCACCCGCAACCGCCGAGACUUUGACGUCAAAGAAAUGGAGAUCAAGCGGCACCAGCUCACCCGAUCCAUCAGUGAGAUCCAGCCGCCUCACCUGUUCCCCCAGACUCCACAGGAGAUCACCCACUGCCACGACGAGGAUGACGACGAGGAGGAGGAAGAGGAGUGAAAGAUAGAUGAGCCUUACCUCUGUUGCACAUUUUAUUUGAUUGUUCAAACGUCUUUGUCCAACUUUUAAGCAGCUGAUGGAUAUUUAGCUUUAGAAAAUCUCAUCCAGGUUUGCUGGUUUGGCCAGUAUCAUGAAGUUUGGAUCUAGUUGUUCUUAGCAAAGGAUUCAGGCAUAAACAGAUACAGUGAAUAGAAAAACUGUUUUGAGUGAAUUAUACUGUAUGUUUGCAUGUGUGUGUGUGUGUGUGUGUGUAUGGGAGGCGGGGGUCCUGCUGGUUUCUGCUCAGCCAUCAGCUUCUCCACUCAGUCGGAGCUCUUUUUCUUUCUGCCAUUUUGCUCUUUUGCUUUUGUUUUCCUGCAGCAUUUAUGCACAAGACUGUCAGUCUAUACAUACUAUACUAUUAAGAAGCUGUAUAAUAUGUGCUCAUUUAAAUAUGUGUCAUUUACAAGUUGUAUUAUGUAAAAGGCAGACCAAUCAGCCACACCAUUACAAUCAUCGCAGCUGCUGGACUGUCAGAUUAAUGCUGGUGAUGAAUAUCUUUAUCAGGCUGAGGGCUUUCAUCUUGUAGGUGGUUAGCGUAACAAAAAACAUUUGUCUAAAAACAUUUUUAAAAAAAACUAUAUGCACUUGUAAAAGUUCCAAGCAGAGACG
This is a messenger RNA of Poeciliopsis prolifica (blackstripe livebearer), 2778 nucleotides long. It is a transcript of the gene nt5c2a, whose product is annotated as 5'-nucleotidase, cytosolic IIa. Bases 415 to 2127 code for a protein of 570 amino acids. Gene Ontology annotation, molecular function: 5'-nucleotidase activity. NCBI's taxonomy places the organism in Eukaryota, Metazoa, Chordata, Actinopteri, Cyprinodontiformes, Poeciliidae. The transcript is spliced from 19 exons. The record is from RefSeq and is a predicted model, not a curated record.